This is a messenger RNA of Cydia amplana, 1229 nucleotides long. RefSeq lists its product as uncharacterized. Gene Ontology annotation, molecular function: odorant binding; olfactory receptor activity. The transcript has 6 exons. NCBI's taxonomy places the organism in Eukaryota, Metazoa, Arthropoda, Insecta, Lepidoptera, Tortricidae. Gene Ontology annotation, biological process: detection of chemical stimulus involved in sensory perception of smell; sensory perception of smell. The coding region runs from base 33 to 1229 and encodes 398 amino acids. The record is from RefSeq and is a predicted model, not a curated record. Gene Ontology annotation, cellular component: plasma membrane.
GCUUGUGCCUUGGAAAAAUCCUACCAAUAAAAAUGAAAAACUAUUUCAUUUUGAAAAACUUAUGCAGAAAAAUGUACUUAGCAGGAGCGGGCGAUUUUUGGUUUGAGGAAAGCGAAAUAAGCAAAGGGAAAAGUUUGCGAUACCGACUUCUAUGCUUUAUAUUAUUUGCUUUUUAUAUUUCUAUGACUGUAUUGGAAAUUAUUGGGGUGUUCUUCGGGGACAUGCCUAAUGAUGAAAAGAGCGAUUGUACAACGUUCGCUGUGAGCCAUAUUAUAGUUCUGUGCAAGAUGUUGUCAGUCAUCCUGAAUAGGAAGCGCGUCAAGGAAUUGAACAAGAAAUUGGUAGAGAUUUGCAAAGACCACGAAGACGAACAUCGAGUGGCUGAGAAUUACAGAAUUAUGAAAAUUAACGCGGUGGCAUACGCGGUGUUUGUUUAUGGUACAUUUGUUCUCUUUAUAUUUGAAGGCAUUCGGAAGAUGAUGACAGGAUCCCACUUCAUAACAAUUGUGACAUACUGGCCAUUUUACGAAGAUAAUUCCUCCAUUGCUGUUACAUUUCGAUUCAUUACAACAGGAGUGUUGGGCGUUAUGAUGGUCCCCAUGAUAUGCAUUGACUCCUUUGCUUUAGUCACUCUGAUCAUGUACAAGUAUAAAUUUAUCACGUUGAGAUAUUAUUUGGAAGGUCUAAGGGAACAGUUUGAUAGAAACAACUAUGCAGGAAAUGAGGAAUAUGCUACAGAUCAACUGCAUUCUGGAUUGGUUGAAGGAAUCGUGAUGCAUAGUAAUCUUAUAAGGUUAUCAAAAGACAUCGACCGGUCCGUCGGCGGAGUCCUGGCGCUCCAAGUUUGCCUGAGCUCGGGUUCCGUCGUGUCGUUGAUGCUGCAGUUGGCCCUUUCAAAGGACAUAACUUUAGGCGCCCAAUUGAAAAUAAUUUUGUUUGCAGUAGCGUUAUACUUUCUACUCGCUCUUUUCCUUUGCAAUGCUGGUGAAAUAACGUAUCAGGCAUCUCUUCUGUCCGACUCAAUCUUCUACUGUGGCUGGCACGCCAGCUCCAUGCGACGUGACCUACGCCGACUAGUGCUAUUCUCAUGCGCGGCGGCGCAGCGACCAAUCGUCAUGAAGGCCUUCAAUAUGCUACACCUCACUUAUGGCACCUUUAUACAGGUUGUAAGAGGCACAUAUUCGGUGUUCGCCCUAAUUUAUGCUCAAAACGAGUCUACGGCCGAAUAA